Messenger RNA from Ipomoea nil (Japanese morning glory), 432 nucleotides. RefSeq lists its product as uncharacterized. The transcript is spliced from 3 exons. The coding region runs from base 1 to 432 and encodes 143 amino acids. The record is from RefSeq and is a predicted model, not a curated record. Gene Ontology annotation, molecular function: nucleic acid binding. NCBI's taxonomy places the organism in Eukaryota, Viridiplantae, Streptophyta, Magnoliopsida, Solanales, Convolvulaceae.
AUGGCUCAGUUGAUGAAAACCGUUGAACUCCCUACUGCCUCAGUGUAUGAUAUAGGCAAAGACGACUGGGAGAUAACGGGAAGCCCUUUGACAACAAGCUUGAUGGACAAGAUCUGCAAGCUUUUUGACUUUAAGCAGCGAAACUCAUCAGCUUACUAUGCAGCUGCAAAUGGGCUUGCUGAAGCUUUUAACAAAACCCUAUGCAAUUUGUUGAAGAAAGUGGUCUCAAAAUCGAAAAGGACUGAAGCGGUCUUGCCUCUAGAGCGCCAAAUACCUUCCUUGAGGUUGGCCAUACAGGAGGGUCUUACUGAUGAAGAAAAUGCUAAACUACGCUUGGCCGAGCUAGAAGCCUUGGAUGAAAACGGCUGCAAGCGCAACAAAGCUUGGAGUGCUAUCAAGCUCGUAUGUCUAGAGCUUUUAACAAAAGGGUAA